UGAAGAUAUCCGAAGGUCAUAGUUAAAGGUAUAGCAGACAUAAGAUAUGCGUUCACAUUUAAACAACUAUGACCUAACAACAGAACAGGACACCAACAGUAGGCAAUCCGAUUGACUUAAGCCGCUUUGAAUAAACGGUUAUUGUGUAAUAGGCUUAAUGUGUAAUAAUAAUGGUUCAAUACUUAACUGCACAAAUCUCACCAACAACGAAUACAUUGAACCGACAUCGAACGCAGCUAGUUCUUCUGCCACCCAUUCAAGAAACGUCCACAAGUUAUGAGACGCCACAAAUCAAAAUGGCGUCCAGAGGAAACACUCAUAUGAUUUACCGUAGUAUUCCACCACGACCUCAUAGUUAUACUUUCACGGAUAUUCUGGACGGUUUACCAAAAUCUAGCAGAUCGAAAACAGCACCAUUACAUACGACGGUUCCUGAAGAAUAUAUUCAAAGAUUUUGCAGCCGGGCUACUGCCAAACCCAAAGUGAUUGAUUUUGAUGGUGGUAAUGUGCAAAACUCCAGAGUUACUCACGUGAGCAAGAAUGGAUUUUUUCCUCCUUUAAGAUUAAAGUUACUGCAAACGAAUCACAAACCCUUGGAAUUACAAGAACCAGGUGUACAACUCUCUAGACUUCAAUUGGCACCACUGUCUAAGAAAUCCAUGAAAGGUCGCCGGAACAAGCAGAAACCGUUAGUAUCAUCAAAAUCAAAUCCCGAAGUCAACAGAUCAGAAAAUAACCUGCCUUUAAAGGUUCCAUUGCCAGGAUCAGAUUCCCCUAGAUUAAAGUCGACGCAUUCGAACGUAACCUCGACGAAUAGUGUAGGGAGAGAGGAAUACCAGGCUUUGGAAAGUGUUGAUUCGAAUAUAGUUUACCCGAAUAUCAUGUCCCACAGUGAGGAAUUCGACGAUCUAAGCAACUUCCCACCACCAAAGAAAAUCAUGCCAAACCGAGAAUUGCCGUGGGUCUAUCGUUUUAAAGUGAAGAAAGGAAUGAACGCUUUGUCAAAAAUUAUGGCGAGUAAGCCAACGAUGUUCGGCGGUAACGACCCCACUACUGUUGAAUGAUGGUCUAUGAUAAAUUGUUAUUUUAACUAAAUUUGUUCUCUUUAUAAGCUACUAUCCCGGUAUAGUCGAAAAGGAGUUGAGUACUAGUACUAGUACAAUGUACAUGUAAUAAAUUGUGAUACAGGACAUUCGUGUACAAUAUGAACUUAACUAGAAAUGUCUUCUUCGAAAACAAUUGCUAGGGGAGAUAUUGAUUAUGUAAGCAACAACAAACUGUAAGAAUGUGAUGUAACAAAUAUCUGACACAACUAAUAUUUCGUUCGUUGGAGUUCGAUUUUGAUAACAAAAAAAUUGUAUUAACAUAAUUAAAUUGUCCAUUCUAGAGUCUAUAUCAACUACAUUCUAUGUUUAGAAGGAUGAUUUCUUCUGCACAAUUUCAAGCUAUUACAGACUUCAUUCUUAUACCUUGACUGCAUUAGCCACUAUUCUUUUACCACGGAAUGCAGGGGAUAUGUUGUAAUAGAAAGCCAGAGAGUACAGCUAAUCUGAGCCCUCGACAUAAAGAUUGUGUUCAGACUUUCUACCAAGGCCUCUGAUUGGCUGUAUUUGCUAGUGUACAAUGCGCAGUCAAGGUAUAAGUGCGAAGCAAUAGCUUGAUAUUGUGAAGAUGGGAUGAUGUGAGACUAUCCUCCUUCUGCUGGUAAAACAGAUAUUUAGACAACUGAAUCACUUGUCUAAGUCUGUAGUUCGUGCGAUGAGCAAUAAUCAUGAAUGGCACGUGUGGUCCAAAAUAUACGACUGUCAAUAUAAACCUCAUAAUAACUACACAAUAAUCGAAAUAAGAUUAUAUAAUUAACAGAAGGUAAGAAUGCAACUCCUUUAUU
Messenger RNA from Lottia gigantea (owl limpet), 1888 nucleotides. RefSeq lists its product as hypothetical. The record is from RefSeq and is a predicted model, not a curated record. Bases 171 to 1064 code for a protein of 297 amino acids. Lineage: Eukaryota; Metazoa; Mollusca; Gastropoda; Lottiidae. The transcript has 3 exons.